AGACCUGGGGGCCCAGACGACCUUGAACUAGGGCACUCUGCUCCUACGCACCAGCUGCCUCCCGCGGCUCUGUGAGAAGCAGCUGUGUCACUCAUCGGUGGACUUUGACAGGGCCCAAGGGCUCUGCUCAUCUCUCCCCACCUGUCCCCUUCCAGCACCUCGAGGUGCUUGCUGAGGCCGACCACAUAGGUCCCCUCAAAGCUGGAGACCCAUGAUGAGACCCCACAGUGUCCUCUGGAUCCUGCUUGGAUUGCUGCUGUGCCCAGAGCCCGGGACAGCCUCCUUGCCUCUGCUCAUGGACUCCGUCAUCCAGGCCCUGGCUGAGCUCGAGCAGAAGGUGCCAGGGACUGGGGCCAACCAAAGUGCCUCUGCAUGGCUUCUAUCAGCCCAGAGCUCUGGGCCCCGCCAUCCCCUCCACCACCUCCUGCUGGAGGCACCAAGUCUCAAGAUCACCGAGCUGGAGCCGCCACCCCUGAACCCAGAGCUUCAAGACCUGGUUGAGAAGGUGGUCCGACAUGAUGUACAGGACGGGCGGGAGUACGGGGUGGUGCUGGCACCCGAUGGCUCCACUGUGGCUGUGAAGCCUCUGCUGGUGGGACUGACAGCCGGGCUACAAGUGCACAAGGUUUCAACCUUAACCUUGUCCUCUGAGAGCCCGGCCACCCCUCAAGAUGCUGAAGCCACCUCCCCAGGGCCCACGGGUGCUUCUCCAGUUAUCACCCCUACAGAUGCCAGAGCCACCCUACCAAAAGGCAAAGCCGAACUGCUCACUGCUAGGGACAGCUUCCUGACCAUCACCCUCGCUGCAGAUCUGGGCCUAACCUUCCUCCAGGGCUCCCAGGACAAGAACCUCCCAAGCCUGGGAACUGAUGGCUGCUGGGACCAGCUCUCUGUCCCCCAGAAAUUCAUGCUGCUGGACUCCAAGGUGUCCGUGCUGACCAUGGCCUUCCUCAAUGGCGCCCUGGAUGGGGCUCUCCUUGGAGACUACCUAAGCAGGGUCCCUGAGCCCCGACCACUCCUCAGCCGCCUGCUGAGGGAGUACUAUGGAGCAGGGGUGGCUGGAGACCCUGAGUUCCGCAGCAACUUCCGGCGGCAGAAGGGGGCUGCUCUGACCUCAGCCUCCACCCUGGCCCAGCAGGUGUUGGGGGCUCUUGUGCUCCUACAGGGUGUGGAGCCAGGACCGCCACAGCUGCAGAAUAUCAGCCAAGAACAGCUGGCCCAGGUGGCUGCCCACGCUGCCAGGGAGUUCACGAAGGAUUUCCUGGGAUGCCCAGCCAUCCACCCCCGCUGCCGCUGGGAAGCCGCGCCCUACCGGGGCCUCCCGAUACCACUGAAGCUGCCGCUCAGGUUCUUGUAUGUGCAUCACACCUCUGUGCCGGCUUCACCGUGCACCACCUUCGAGCGCUGCGCCGCCAACAUGCGCUCCAUCCAGCGUUUUCACCAGGACCAUCGAGGCUGGGAUGACAUCGGCUACAGUUUCGUGGUGGGCUCUGAGGGCUACGUGUACGAGGGCCGCGGCUGGCACUGGGUGGGCGCGCACACGCGCAGACACAACUCCCGCGGCUUCGGCGUGGCCAUCGUGGGCGACUACACCAAGACAUUGCCCAGCAAGGCCGCGCUGCACAUUGUGCGCGACAUGCUCCCUGGCUGCGCAGUGCGAGCCGGCCACCUACGGCGCGACUACCAGGUGCUGGGCCACCGCCAGCUGGUGAAAACCGACUGUCCUGGCGAAGCGCUCUUCCACCAGCUGCGCACUUGGCCGCGCUUCUCGGAGACUGGAAACUAAGAACUACCAGGACGGCCUCUCAAAGAUCCAGGAGGGUACUGCCUCUCAUGGUCGAUUCUUCCAGCAGCUGCAGAUCUCCAAUAAAGUCACCAUAGAAA
Messenger RNA from Heterocephalus glaber (naked mole-rat), 1884 nucleotides. The record is from RefSeq and is a predicted model, not a curated record. NCBI's taxonomy places the organism in Eukaryota, Metazoa, Chordata, Mammalia, Rodentia, Bathyergidae.